Vollenhovia emeryi is the source of this 2046-nucleotide messenger RNA. RefSeq names its product protein maelstrom 2-like. NCBI's taxonomy places the organism in Eukaryota, Metazoa, Arthropoda, Insecta, Hymenoptera, Formicidae. Bases 299 to 1819 code for a protein of 506 amino acids. Gene Ontology annotation, cellular component: nucleus; P granule. Gene Ontology annotation, molecular function: sequence-specific DNA binding. Gene Ontology annotation, biological process: piRNA processing; negative regulation of DNA-templated transcription; spermatogenesis. The transcript is spliced from 10 exons. The record is from RefSeq and is a predicted model, not a curated record.
UACAGAAUUCCCGUACAGUUCGAUUACUCCGAUUGAGUCCGAUCGAGAGCCUAGGUGGUUCAAGUUAACCUAGACCGCGGUCUCCGCUCGACAGUUGACGCUGCAGAUCGUAGUUAGCGUUGUUCUUCUUCAUUUCAUUAAACGGAAAGAGAGAGCAGCACUUUUAACAUCAAGUGGCUCGUAAAGGGCGCGCCGCUCCCCGCUUAACAGGUUGCCGCAACAUAACCAAACAUAAGAGGCCCAUCAGCUUCGCCCACGCUGAAAGCGCUCACGAUAGUUUUCGUCCUCGUCGGGAAAGAUGCCGAAGAAUAAAGGAAGGAAUGCAUUCUUCUUCUUCAUGGCCGAUUGGAGAAAGCGCAUGGAGGCGCAAGGUUACAGCUUUCCCAACGGGUUCAGGGACGUUCAGCAGGAUCCAGAUUGUAACGAGGAGUGGAGGAGUUUAACUAAGCAAGAAAAAGGCCCGUACGAAGCUAUGGCCAAGAACGAUAAAGUCUCGUCGCAGAUAGCAGCCAAAGGCAAAAGAACGACACUUGGAGAAUCAAUAAGUAUGCUCGAGCAAAAACAGAAGGAAGCGGAGAUGUUUAUAAAAAAUAUGCAGGAAAAUAUAAAAGUGAUAAUCAACUCUGCGGUAAAUCUGAAUUUUGUGCCACAACUGAAAUUUUGUUUCGUACACGUUAACUGGUUUUUCUCCAAGAUUGUUAACAACACUAAUGAAUAUUUUCCGGCCGAAUAUGCAUUUGGAAUUUUUUCGCUUGAGAAAGGCAUAGAGGAUGUACAUCAUGUAAUUGUUAGCGCUCAGAUUCCAUUAGGAUAUAGACGGGAAGCAAUUGAGAUAAGUCAGAACUCUCACAAGAUACCGAUAGAAUAUACAGGUGGAGAGACUGACUUUGCUGUUAUGUACGACAAAUUGGUGAAUUUCCUAGAAUCAAGAAAGGUUGUGGAUCAAUAUCCUUAUCUGUAUACAACAAGAGAUUGUAUACAAGUAGUACGAUCUUUUAUGGGCAAACUGAGCAAUGCAGCACAACAAGAUAGAGAACAGUUUAAAAUUUAUGAGUUGGAAUCACUGUUUACACAUUUGGCGAAGGAAGCCUACAAGAAGAGGAACGAUCGAGUAAUAGAGCAUAUUCCUGUUUAUGCUGAAACUAUGUUCACGCGCUUUACAUAUAUCUUUGAUAAAGGAUUUGAGUGUUAUUUUCACAAAUAUGUUGAUGGAGGGACUGAAUGGUGCAGUAAAUGUAAGCUGCAACACUGGACAUGGACACUGUGCGAUGAGUUUUGUGAACCGUUUGGAAUUAUUAUGAAGCCAGGAAUACAUUGUACUCUUAAAAAUUCUGAGGCUGAUCUCUCUAGCAUGGCGAGCUUAAUUAAUAACAUUAAAAUCAAUGAUGCACCAUCUACAUCCGUGCCUAGUGACAUGUUGUCUAUGACAGGCGUAAGCGAACAACACAGAUUGAAAGUUUCUAGUAGGACAUACGAAGAAAACCUACGCCGUCGAAAUGAAUCUAAACCAGUAGAAGUUAUUGAUUACAGCAAAAUGUCAAGAGAAUCUGCCAGCAAGCCCAUUGGUGAACCUGCUAACAAGUUUAAUGAGUUUGAAGCUGCUGCGGCUAAGCCUGUUGAAGAAAAAAAAUAUGGGUCGAAAUACUUAAAUGAAAUGCCGUUGCGACCUCCGAAUAUAAAUCCAUUCACUUCCACGGAAGAUUUUCUUGUAAACGACGAUGAGAACUUUCCUCCUAUUGGUGGACGAGGUGUAGCUCUAAGAUCUCGAAUACAAAACGCAAGAAAGGUUCCUUUGGGCAAAGGACAAGGACACGCAUAAGCCAAGUAUUCGGAGGAAUGCAGACAUGAUAUAUACAACUUGAUGUAACUCUAACUAAACAUUUCAACGUUGCGUUAAGAAAAUUCAUAAUUUUUAUUAUAAUCAUUUAUUUUAUAAUGAAUAGUAUAAUAAUGCCAAAGAGUUUUUUUUUUUAAUUUGACAAGUACUUACAAAUUUUUUGAUGUGCAUAUCGAAUAUUUAUCUUGAAACAAUAAAAUAUAUACAUA